Messenger RNA from Penicillium verhagenii, 2397 nucleotides. Its product is annotated as pseudouridine-5'-phosphate glycosidase/carbohydrate kinase family protein. Gene Ontology annotation, molecular function: pseudouridylate synthase activity. Lineage: Eukaryota; Fungi; Ascomycota; Eurotiomycetes; Eurotiales; Aspergillaceae. The record is from RefSeq and is a predicted model, not a curated record. The transcript has 7 exons. The coding region runs from base 1 to 2397 and encodes 798 amino acids.
AUGUUUGCCUCACGAGCUUCUGUUCUAUCAAGGUGCUGUAGAGGAGCCAGGGUAUCUCGGGGACGCUAUUUUCAUGACCUGCCUAGCUCUUCCCAGAGCAAAUUCUUGAAGGUAUCAGAAGAGGUUCGCGAUGCGGUUGCAACUGGCAAGCCCGUUGUCGCAUUAGAGACAACUAUCUACACUCAUGGCUUUCCAUAUCCCGACAACAUUGCUUUGGCUUCAUUGUUAGAGUCUGUCGUUCGAGCCAACGGUGGAGUUCCAGCCACCAUUGGUGUGCUCGGGGGUAUUGCUCGUGUUGGUAUGAGCGCGGAAGAGAUCAUGGAACUUGCCUCCACGGCCGAGAAGAAGACCGCAUUGAAGGUUUCUAGGAGGGACUUGGGCUACAUCUGUGGCAUGGGUCUUGCUGGAAAGCCCAUUCAUGGUGGUACUACCAUCUCUGGUACCAUGAUUCUUUCGCAGCUUGCCGGUAUCAAGAUUUUCGGAACCGGUGGACUCGGUGGUGUCCACCGUGGUGGUGAAUACUCUAUGGAUAUUUCUGCCGAUCUGACUGAGCUGGGACGGACCCCAGUGACUGUUAUCAGUUCCGGAUGCAAGAGCUUUUUGGAUAUUCCCCGCACGCUCGAGUAUCUCGAGACUGAAGGAGUUUGUGUAGGCACUUUUGCCGAUGGACGUGAAGGCUCCGUCGAUUUCCCAGCUUUCUUCACUCGGGAUAGCGGAUUCCGCAGUCCGCGGGUUAUUCAAAACGAAGCCGAAGCUGCUGCGAUAGUCUAUGCGCAAUCUAAGCUUCCCGUUAAUUCUGGAAUUCACUUUGCCAACCCCGUGCCAUUGGAGGUAUCUGUCCCCAAGGCCGAGAUGGAUGCAGUAAUUGAAGAGGCGGUUCGUCUUGCAGAUGUAGAGGGCUACCAUGGAAGUGAUAACACUCCAUUCGUUCUCGCUAAAAUCAAGGAGCUCAGCGGCGGAAAGAGCGUGAUUGCCAACCGUGCUCUUAUUGAGUCCAAUGUCAAACGUGCAACUCGCGUUGCUGUGGAACUAGCUAAACUCGAAGAUCUUGACCGAGGAGGUGCGGCUCGACACAUGCCUGCAAUCCCGAGUAUUACUCAGUCAAUUCAAAAUAUCCCAGAACAAUCUAAGCCCGAACCCACCCCGAAGGUCUCCCAAGAAGUCAUUUCUGAGACAGGAAAGGCAGAUAUCGUGGUUGCCGGUUCUCUUGCGAUUGAUCUAUCCUGCGAUUACACUCCAUUCGAUGACGAGCGCGCUCAGGUAACGCCUGUGCCACACACAUCUAACCCUGCCGCCAUCGGACAGAGCCUUGGGGGUGUCGGCCACAAUGUUGCCCUCGCAGCCAGCUACGUCGGAAGCGAUGUGCUCUUCUGCAGCGUUGUAGCAGACGACUUGAGUGGCCGAGCAGCACUCGCAUCACUCGAAACAGAAGGACUCCGCACCACAGGCAUUCAAGUCCUUCCGCCCACAUCCGGCACUCGCACAGCACAGUACAUUGCCAUCAAUGAUGCUAAGAAAGAUCUCGUCGUCGCUAUGGCUGACAUGGGCAUCGUCGAGCUCCCAAAGAAACAGCUUGACUUCGACGGCUUCUGGGAGCCCUUACUCGAACAAACGAAACCAAAAUGGGUCGUUGUCGACGCUAACUGGCGACCUGAGGUCCUAGCAAAAUGGUCCACCCUUGCCAAAAAGCAUGGCGCCCGCGUCGCUUUCGAACCCGUCUCUACUGCUAAAUCCCGCCGCCUGUUUUCUCCCGAUGGCGGUAGUCCGGUUAUCGGACCUGCGGAAACCGUCCCCAAUCACGCUAUUAGCCUUGCCUGUCCUAAUCGUCUCGAGCUGGCCGCUAUGUACGCUGCUGCUCGCGAAGCCGGAGUUUUCGAUUCCCCCGGGUGGUGGGGCGUAAUCGAUGCCAUGGGUAUGUCGCAGAGUGGCUCUCGACAACAGCUCGUUUACCUUACCUCUGCUGCUCUGGUCGACGAAGGUAUCCCCCAGCAAUCUAUCCAGCUUCUCCCAUUCAUCCCCUGUAUCGUCACGAAGCUGGGUGAGGCUGGUGCGCUUUUGACUCAGCUUUUGCCGCCUGGUGAUUCCCGUCUCACGGACCCCGCUUAUGCUCCGUAUAUCCUUGCUCGCGCAUCCGGGUCCCCGGAUGUCUUGUUCGGUGGAGUAUAUAUGCGUUUGUUCCCGCCGGCUGCUAAAUUAUCUCCUGAGGAUAUUGUUAGCGUCAACGGAGCUGGAGAUACACUGUUAGGUGUUGUGGUGGCUGGUUUGGCAAAGGAUGACUCCCCAAUGCGUAUUGAGGAUGUCCUGGCUGUUGCGCAGGAGGCGAGUCGGAGAACUCUUGCCAAUCCAGGGGGUGUGAGUAAAGAACUUGUGGGCUUGCGAAGCGCACUUGGCCUAUAA